GUCACGUCAACGAAGAAUUUCACCCGUGUUGUUGUUUUUAUUUCUAAAAAUAUUUAUUUUUAAGUGAAAAUGUCUUAAUAUACUAUCAAUUAUUAAACCUGAAAAUGGUAGUAAACGCUCCAGACUCUCCUACUCAAGCUGAAGUCAUUUUUGUGAUAGAAGCAACCUCCGCAAAUAGCGCCUACAUAAGUGAACUAAAAACCAAUUAUAUUGUACCUACACUCGAAUACUUUCAUGGAGGAGCCUUAGAAGAGGGAGUGGGCAGUGGAUCAGUGUAUGGCAUAGUGGCAUAUCAAGCGGCCGACUGCCACCCUGGCCUGCCGGUCGCUACAUUUGGGCCCUUCACAUGCCCUCAGACAGUUGUUGAUACUGUUGAUAAAAUACAGUUCAUAGGUGGGCAUGCAGAGAACCGAGCAUGUAUAACAGAAGCCCUGACAGCUGCCCUGGCUUGCUUGGAGGAGCUGGGCAGAUCCGACAUACCUUUACAUGUGAUACUGCUAUGUUGUUCACCACCAUAUUCUGCAUAUGCUGGAGGAUUGGUGCCUCCAGGAGCACCGUCUACAGUAGAACAAGCGGCAAGAUUAGUGGGUGAAAGAGGUGCGCAGCUAUCAGUCGCUGCAGCUAAAAAGUUACCAGCACUGUUAGCAUUGUAUGAGCAUGCGGGAGGUGAAUUACACGCUGCACAACAGAGAAACUAUGCUAAGGACCCCCGGCACCUGGUUCUGCUUCGAGGCUACAGUCUGAAAGAGCGACCGCCCAGUCCUGCCCCGCCGCCCGUGCCCGAUAUACAGACGGACGUCUACGGUCAGCCGCCGCCGGUGCGCGGUGCAGUCCCUCAGCUGGCACCCCGCGUGCCGCCGGCGCAGUUCCCGCGCGCCCCCGUCGGCCCGCGCAGCAACUGGCUCGCGCCGCCCAGACAGACCACCUACGCUAACUCCGCUCUACUCACACAACUCGCACAGCCAUCCUACCCGCCGCCUCCGACACAGACGAAUUUGCAGCGAAUGCAAAUGCAGCCAGGCCCCUCAAACGCGGGUGUUGGCGUGAACCCCGCGGGUGGCGUGGGGUCGGCCGGCCCCGUGGGCGCAGUGCCCGCCAUGCAGAGGACGUACAUCUGGAGCGGUGUGCUGGAGUGGAUGGAGAAGGGUAAAGCGCCAGGAGACCAGCAGAAGGUCACCAAGCAUCUGCCGUGUCAGGUGUCUGCAAACUCAAAGGACGUGGAGCCAGAGCUGAAAGUGGAUACAUGGCCGACGAAACUACUAAUGCAGCUAAUGCCCAAGCAGUUGAUCAGCAAUAUCGGCGGACAGUACCUCAAAGACAGCAAAUCCGUGCUCUUCCAUCUCCAACAGAACGAGGCCCUGGAUGCACUCACCAAGGUCAUGGUCAGCGGAUUUGCGGGCUGCGUGCACUUCUCUCCGAUGUCUUCGCCCCCUCAAUGCGAUAUCAAAGUGCUGAUUCUGCUGUACACGUCGGACAAAAAGGCCUACCUCGGCUUCAUCCCCAACAACCAAGCCACCUUUGUCGACCGGCUAAGGAAGGUUAUCCAGCAACAGAAGCAAAGUAAACUGCUCGCUCCCGUCAGCAACGCUCCAGGCAUUCCUCCCAACAUGCCGUCUGCGACCAUGGCAGGCAGCGGUUUAGGCGCAGGCGGUAUGCCCUCCGGCUUGGGACUUGGCCAAGGUCUUGGCCAAGCCCUAUCUGUACCCAACAUGUCCAACCAGCAACAACAACAACAUCCACAGGGUAUGAUGAUGGGCGGUGGUAUGGGUGGACAAGUUAACCAAGUCGGCCAAGUGGGGCAAGUUGGACAAGUGGGUCAAGUUGGCGGCAAAGGUCCCCGAGGAGUCCCCUUGGACGGAAUAGAGGCAGCACGACAGCAGAACCUUGAGAAGAUCCAGCAUCUACAGCAGACCCUGGAGGCAGCGCAUCAGCAGGAAGCGCAGUUCAAGUCGCAAAUGGACAUCAUGUCGCAUCUGCAUGCGGCACAGCAACAGGAACAGCAUUACAAACAGCUGGAAGAGCAACAGCGCAAACAUCAGUUGCAGCAACAAUUGCAGCAACUGCGCGGCGCGGGGCCUCGCCUGAUGCGACCCCUCAUGCCUACCAACCCCGGCCUCCGACAUUUGCUACAGCAGCAACAGCAGGCGGCGCGCGGCGGGCGGCCUCACAUGUGACCUGGUACACGCUAACAGCCGCAGUACCGGCCGUCGGGCGGCGCGGUGCGGCCUUCCUCCUCGCAGCAGUUCGACGAUGUUUCCAAUUACGAUUUCAUAUAAAAUAUUCUAAAUAACCAUA
Messenger RNA from Maniola jurtina (meadow brown), 2295 nucleotides. Its product is annotated as mediator of RNA polymerase II transcription subunit 25-like. The transcript has 15 exons. Lineage: Eukaryota; Metazoa; Arthropoda; Insecta; Lepidoptera; Nymphalidae. Gene Ontology annotation, biological process: positive regulation of transcription by RNA polymerase II. The record is from RefSeq and is a predicted model, not a curated record. Gene Ontology annotation, cellular component: transcription regulator complex; mediator complex. The coding region runs from base 105 to 2174 and encodes 689 amino acids.